Molecule: messenger RNA, 7475 nt
Organism: Phyllopteryx taeniolatus (common seadragon)
Lineage: Eukaryota; Metazoa; Chordata; Actinopteri; Syngnathiformes; Syngnathidae
Product: probable G-protein coupled receptor 149
Exons: 5
Coding region: 150-2348 (732 amino acids)
Biological process (GO): neuropeptide signaling pathway
Cellular component (GO): membrane; neuron projection
Molecular function (GO): neuropeptide binding; G protein-coupled receptor activity
Source: RefSeq, a predicted model, not a curated record
GUGGCGCGCGUCAAGCGGCCAACUCCGCUCCACACAUCUCCCCGAAAAAUUGAACAAUCGUCACGAUACCCGUCUACUGUGCUUUUGGUGCAAACUUUCGCCUCACGCGUCUCGUUUGUUAGUAGGCAGACAACUUGAUCGUCGGGAAAAUGUCCGCGCCGCACCUGCACUCCCCGCCGCCCAACCACAGGCACCUCUCGGCGACCACAAGCGGCCGGACGGACCCCUCGGAGGUGGCGGCGGAGGGGCGCAUCCGCCUGCUGCUCUUCGCCUUGUGCGUAACCAUCGCCGCCGCCACCUUCUUCGGCGGCGUGUACUCGCUCCUGUCGCUGCUCCGGAUGAGGAGGAAGACGUCCCUGAGUCUCAUCGUGGCGUCCAUGUCCGUGGACGACCUGCUCAGCGUGGUGCCGCUGUCCCUCUUCAUCCUCCUGCAGUGGGAGCGGGACGGAGGCUCGGCCAGCUUGUGCACCCUCGCCGGCCUCCUCUACGUCUUCCAGGGAGUUUCGAGCAACAUGAAGGCCUGCCUGAUCGCUGGCUACACUUUUUACGUGACCAAGAGGUUCGGGGUGUUGCGCUCGGUCCGGCGGCCCCUCCCGGUGUUGUGGGCCAUCGCCGGCGUGUGGGCGCUCAGCAUGGCCGUCAGCGUGCUGCCUUUGUGCGGCUGGGGCAGCUUCGCGCGAGCUCCCCUGGGCUGCUUCCCGGAGAGUGACAGCUUCUACACGUUGCUGCUCUUCCUUUUGUAUUCGCUGUGCUUCUGCGGCUUGCUCUCCUUCUUCCUGCCGCUCACCUACCGGCUGCUGUGCUCCGGGGAGCCGCAGAGGAGCGUGCAGUGCGCGGGAUCCCCGGGCGACGUCCGCUCGCACUCCCGGGACAGCUCGGACAGAAGUUUCGGCGCCUACAACGAGCUGAGCCCGAGUUCGUGCGGGACGACGCGCGACCUGAAGGAGGCGGGCGCGGGGUUCCCGAGGUCCGACCGCGGCCAUAGGUCGCCAACUGUGGUGGACACUCCCGUGGUGUUUGCGCAGAAGCGCUUCUCCAUGAUCCUGGCGGUUGUCAGGGUUACUUUGUGGAUGCCAAUGAUGACUCUGAUGAUGGUGCGCCAUGCCGCAAAUGCACGCAACUCGUCCCUCGAGACGCUCGGCUUCUUCCUCACGUUGCUCGCGCCUGCGGUCACGCCGCUCUUCGUGCUGUCCAAGCGCUGGAUCCACAUGCCGUGCGGCUGCUUCAUUAACUGCAACCGUGAGCCUACACCAGACUCCUCAGCAAUGAAAAGAAGAUUUGAGUUCAACCUUUCCCUCCAUAAAGGUUGUGGAGUGUUCAAGCUUUCCCAUGGUCCCAUGUCUCACGGCAACACGUCUGCUGAGAAGCGAGCCUACCAUAGCCUCUUCAACAGUGACUUCCCGAACAACCGUCUGGAUGCGCUUGAGAGUGGUGGGCUCUGUGGCUUGUUAGAAGAUGUUGGCAGUUGCGGAAAGGCGCUGGCUGACUGUCCUCCUCUGCCCCGCGAGAACCAUGGAGGUGAGGAGGGCUUCCACGACGUUCCCUCCACGCCACUUAAUCACCAGGAGAAGGAGCAACAUCUCACAGACACCUCGUCUGUGUUCGAGGGCUCAGAGAGAAGGCUAUCGCAUGAAGAGUGCCGGAAAAUUGAGCUGACAGAUUGGGAGUGGUGCAGGAGCAAAUCAGAGAGAACACCCAGACAGAGGUCAUCGGCUGGUCUGUCCAUUCCGCUUUGCGCCUUCCAGGGAACUGUGUCCCUGCAAGCCCCCACUGGGAAGACCCUCUCUCUGUCCACCUACGAGGUCAGCAGCGAUGGACUGAAAAUCUCCCCCAACAAUACCAAAAGGGUAGAGGUGUACCGCUCCAAAUCGGUGGGCCAUGAGCCCAGUGCAGAUGACAAAGCAUCAGGAGGCCAGACAGGCGAUAUGAACAUCAAUGGUGUCAGUAUGGGACUGGACAUUGGAAUGGACAUUGGAGCCGGUGACACUAAUGUCAAAAUCCACCUGGAGGUCCUGGAGAUAUGCGACAAUGAGGAGGCCAUGGACAGUGUCUCCAUCGUGUCUAAUAUCAGCCAGUCGUCGACCCACGCUCGCUCGCCGUCACUGCGUUACUCGCGCAGAGAAAACCGCUUCGUUUCCUGCGACUUGGGCGAGACGGCCUCCUACUCCCUGCUAAUCCCCACCACUGGCAACCCCGAGACAGAGGCCAUCAACAUCACGAUACCUGACACGGUGGAGGCCCAUCGGCGGAACAGUCGGCGACAGACGCAGGGCAGCUCAGGAUAUCAAGAAGAAAUACAGUUGCUCAAUGAGGCCUACAGAAAACAAGCUGGAGAGGUGGAAGACUGAAUUUCUCCAAUAACCCAAGAUAAGAAACGACCUCUGCCAAGUCCACACUGCCAUCAAAAGUUACUUGUUUUUGUUUGUUUGUCUUUUCUUUUGUUAAUUAGUUGCAACUUCCUGUUCCAUAGAAAAUAACACAACACAUAAUAAAUGAAUGGCCACUGGUAGUGCAGUAGUUCACACAGCUAUUUUGACUUUCACACGUUCAAUAUCCGGUCAUUGGCCCAUUCACAAUUACCCUGUUAUUAGAGAGAGAUCACACAAAAUUGGGGCGUCAAAAUAUGUCAUUUAUUCGCCUGUGCCUUUUAAACAGACCAGUGAAGCAGCAUAAUGGGUGCGAUCAGCCGAGAAAAAUGCCAGCUAAUAAUUGACUGACGAGUAGUCAAGAGUGUAGUCAGGUGGGAUGGAUUCCAUUUCCCCUACUGACCUGACCAGGAUAGACAGUCCUCGCUUUAUGAUGCCAUUCCGUUGCUGUGGCAGCGUUGUAGCCUGAUUUGUACAUAAAUCACUAAUUUACGCUAAUGCAGUAGUAAAGUCAUAAUUACAGUAAAUAUUUGUAUGAAAAACACUGUAUAUUGUAAAUUCGUAUGUCAGGACCAUCGUAAGCUGAGGGCCCCUCUGUACAAAUUAAGGGCUAUUGGUAGCAAAUCGCUUGUCUAUCCCCUCACUUAUACUCUCGUCCUGUAGACCUUUUAUAAUUCACAUAAUUAAUGCCACCACACUUCAGUUGUACAGUCGGGUUCAUGACCCUUGUCCUGCAUGCUUCGUCUCCUGUCCUUGUCCUGUUCUAUCUUGUCCUGUCCUUCCCUCACAGGGUGUAUGUAGCACUACAGCCCCAUGCAACACUCAUAUUUAUUGUUUCAUUGUUGUAGAUAAUGUAAUGAUUUACUUCUCUCAUCCUGUUUACAAUUAGUGUUUUGUCUUUUGUCUGUUUCUCUCUCCCUUCUAGAAACUUUGUUCUGUUCGACUGAUCAAGUCUGAUUCUCAAUAAACCUCAAUUCAUACCACAGCGGAAGCUUAAAAACUCUACUGUGACACAGUAAAACUGUUCUGGCAUGAAAGGGAUACAGAUUUUCCAUUCUGCUUGACCUAACUGUCGAACAGGACAAAAAAAAUAAAAAUAACCCUUAACAGUCAAGGAGGCUGUGCUGUUGUUGGAGGCAGUAUUAUUGAGUUUAUUUGGAAAGGACAAAAGGACGGGGGAGAAACUCUGUAAGUGGGAGACAGGUGAUGUCGUAAGCUGCCUCCUCUGUUAAGCGAUGUUUUUUUCCAGCUUUGCAUAGAUGGUCUCUCUCACUCCUCUUUCAAAACAUCUGUCUUCCCUGUGCAGAAUAUCCACAUUUUUGUCCUCAAAAGAGUGCUGUUUCUCUUGGAAGUGCAGGUAAUCAGCUGAGUCAUUGACUUAAGGAGUUUCCCCGUCUGUGUUGUGCCAUGCGUCUGCUCAGUGGUUGCUUGGUUUCUUCUCGCUAUUGAGUCUUUCUACCGGCGACACCAAGAAGACGUGAACCACUGCUGGUCACUCGUUGAUUGAGCAGAUUUGCCACUGCUGCGUUGUGGCGAUUUGAUGAGGUUGGAAAAAUAAACACAUAUUAUCAUUAACACAUUAAUGCCACCUCACCCAUUACUGUGUCUGAGCUAUGGUUGCUGCUGUAUUAGACACCACAGUCUCUACAUUGCUGCAGCAGUCCUUAGUUCCCUUUUUAGUCCUUUUGGUCACAAGGUCUGUGACUGUAGGUGAGAAUGGGGAUGUAAAAUAACUGGUAAUCUGAGAGCUUUGCCUUUUGACUCAACCACAUCAAUUAAUUUGUCAGUCUUGUCUUUCCUGUUUAGGGUCACAGAUGAGCUGGAGUCUAUCCCAGCUAACUGUAGGCUGAAAACAGGCUACAUCCAGGGCUGGUUGCCAGUAAAUCACAGGGCACAUACUGAGUACCUAUUUUCCAGUGCAUGUUAUUGACACUUUUUGACAGGCAAAUCCAGGUACAUAAACCGUUCCUCGUCACGCAUUGGUUGAGGAGAUUUUUGAUCCCAGUAUGGUUCUCCAUCUCCUUCAAGUAAAUGCAAGAAUCCGUCAUUCUCUUCCAUUUUUGUUGUUUGUGAGUAUGUCUCGUGCUGACUGAUACCGUUUUUUUUUAUUUCCUGUUAUACUAUUUUGAAGUGGAAAACUGAUUGCACCAAAGUCUGUGAUCCCGGUCAAUAUUAUGCUGCGGACAACAAAACAGGCAUACAACCAUUCACACUCACAUUCACAUCUACACUCACUGAACCACCAUACUAUAAGUCACUGGGCAAGAACCUAAGAUGCUUAAACUUCUCCACCUGAAACAGACCUUCUCACCCAGAGUGACCCUGAAGAAGGAGUUGGUUCUUCCUUUGGGCACCCCUCCAUAAAGUCCAUUGCUCAUCGCUUUAAUUGUUUUUGCUUAAUCCUGCUUCCUGAUUUACAAGCAAACGAAAAGCAAUCAAUAAUAAAAACCUCCUGCCUGUGUUUUGUGCUUGGCGGAGGUAAAGACAAAGGAGGUUUGACAAAGGACUAGAUGUAGGCAGAGAUAAAUGGAGUUGGACAUGUUUUAAGGGUGACAAUGUGGUCACAUGUCUCAAGUCACUGAUGACCAGGCCGUAAGGGGUGGGGUCAACUGACCCAUGUGUCUGACUCAUCUCUGUUUUUUUUUUUUUUGUGUGUGUGCGUGUGUGUUACAUGACAAAAAAGUCACCUCGCCCACACGAGUGCAGACCUGAUGCUAUUAAUGUGUUUUGAUGCGGCUGCCACAAAUGUCCAUACUAUAUUUUUACAUUGCUCACUGCCCUGACUCAUUUUAAUUAUGCUGUGUUUCUCCUUGCGCCUCCUCCACAUCCAUUACGUAUCACAUGGUCAGUGUUUUUGCUAUCAAAUGAAGUGACUGCAAAGCUAAAUGGCGAGAGGUGCCAAGAAGAGGGUAGAACUUGUGGAAGACUUUGGGAUCAUUCGAGGCGAAGAUGAGAGGACUUGUAUGCCUUUGUGUUGCACAGUGUGUGAGUGAUUUUUUGUUUUCCUGCACACAAGAAUGUACAGUACCCCCAAUCAGAGGACCAAUUCAGGGCUUAAUCCCUAUCAAAUCAGUGAGCCACCCAAGGGGCCUGCAUGCAUAGACACAUAAAUUCACAAUUGGGAUUCCAAGACAUGUAUUUCAUAUUUUUCAUAUAUCCAAAGUCAUCUUUUAACACCAAUUUGAAUUCUUGUUGUUGGUGAAUCUCUAUCAGAACCAAAUUUGCCUUCGCUUUCCCAGAUAAUGAAGUAACUUUACGUGUUUGUGGGUGUGUGUUUGCGCGUGUGUGUGUAUGUACAUGUCUGUCUGCGUGUGUCUGUGUGUGCUCGUACGUGUGUGUGUGUGUGUGUGUGUGUCUGAGAUCAAACUAGGUAUUCCAGACCAAUUUGAAAAUAUCUGUUUAUCUGAUAUGUUUUUGAUUGUGUGUAGCUGCUCUUGGAUACAUCAUCUUGAAGGCGGUCACUUACAUUCUUCUCAAUCAUGCUAUGACGAGUCCACCUCAUCAGCUGCAACAUGUUAAUUCCACCCUGAAUAAUGUUGUCGUUAAAGAUUCAAUAUGAGGAAACUGCCUCCAACUAGUUUUGCAGAAAAUUUCUAUUUCCAGCAGUGCCAGGCAAGACAUGAAAAUUGAACCACUGCAGUUGUAAUGAAUGUAAAAGUUGAAUUCCACCAUUUCAGCUCUUAAUGGUGCCAAAGGUUCUGAGUGGAGCAUCCAGGCGCAAUACUGCAACAAUUCAAUUAUCCGCUCACGCUUCACUUUUAAUGAAUCUUUACGUCAAAUUGAUUAAUAAAUGUUUUGCUUUCUUGUCCGUGGGAAUUCAGGGUUUUCACAUCAGCCACACAAUGUUUAUUCAAUGUGUCUACAUGAGGCGGCACGGUGGCCAACUGGUUAGAGCGUCAGCCUCACAGUUCUGAGGACCCGGGUUCAAUCCCCGGCCCCGCCUGUGUGGAGUUUGCAUGUUCUCUCCGUGCCUGCGUGGGUUUUCUCCGGGUACUCUGGUUUCCUCCCACAUCCCAAAAACAUGCAUUAAUUGGAGACUCUAAAUUGCCCGUAGGCAUGACUGUGAGUGCGAAUGGUUGUUGGUUUGUAUGUGCCCUGCGAUUGGCUGGCAACCAGUUCAGGGUGUACCCCGCCUCCUGCCAAAUGACAGCUGGGAUAGGCUCCAGCAUGCCCGCGACCCUAGUGAGGAGAAGCGGCUCAGAAAAUGGAUGAAUGGAUGGAUGGUGUCUACAUGAGUACACAACACACAAUUGGGAUUCCACAUAAGAAGAAAAAAAACCAUGAAGCGGAGAAAAUCAUCUACUUAAGCUUUCAUUUGUUGUUGUGCUGUGAUUAUUCCACAACAGCUUUAUAAUGUCUUUUAUUGCUUAAAGGGGAUAUAUAUAAUGGAUUUUGUUUUACUAUUUAAAACAGUUCCCAAGUGUUUUAAUAAAGGGUUUCUGACAUUCUUUGGUGAAAAUACACAAAAGAUAAAGAUUUACGCCACACUUAAGAAAAUUAUAAGAUGCUGCACCCACUUAAAAUUACACUGCUCACACAUUGGGCGCUGGGGCCAGUGGGAAAUCUACCAUGUGGUAGUCUACCAGUCUGACUCUGGCUGUGAAAAGGUGCUCUAGCUUCCAGGUCAUGGCAGCAUUGUGCAACUUUGUCCCACUGUUACGUCACAGUGGAGGACAAUUCAGCUUUGCUUGUUUUUUUUUUUGGUCUUUUAAAAAGUGAGGACUGUGGUUCUAGACAUGAUCCAUGUGUAAAGUGCCCUAAGACAACUUCUGUUGUGAUUUGACACAAAAUAGAUCAAAUUGAAUUGAAUUGCUUACAGACACAUUUUCGGAAAUAGGCAGCUAACAAAAGAUUUACUGGAUGCUUUUUAUUUAUUUAUUUAAAUUUAAUACGUGAUUUUUGGGCAGGCAAUUUGGCAGACCCAAUUAGUUAUAUUAAAGUUGCCUUAAAAAAAAAAAAAAUCAUAUCUCCCCUUGGCAACUAUAUUUCUAAAUGUGUGAUUGUGAUGAUGUAGUGCAAGUAGAUCUAUACAAUGAAAAAUGUAAAAAGCGCAAAUGUGGCACUGAGAACUAUGUUGAAAACGAUGAAAUAAAAAGCUCUGUUCUCUUU